AUGGGCUUGUCUCACAGGUCAUUUUGUUACGAAAAGGCGACGCCCCUGGAACUAGAGCAGAAGAGGGUGGACAAGUCUGGCACACACGCCCUGCCGCUAUUACAGGCAGGCAAAGGCUCCAGUCCCGACCAGGGCAAGCUUUGCGUUGGGCCCAUCGGCUGUUGUGAGCGAGCAAAUGAGAGAGCAGAAAAGGGCUGGCUGGGAGUCUACUUCAAAACCUUGGACGGUGCCAAUGACGCAAAGAAAAUACUUGACGGACGUUUAAAUAUUUCCAAAGAUGCCGAGAUGAUUGUUGAGAUCCUCAACCCCACCGCUCUCACUGCCCGUCGUUUUGAUGGAACCUCUACGGCAGGAACCAACAGCUACAUUCCCGCCUCUGCUGCCCCUGGAGGCCCUUCUGGUCGCCUACCUUCGCAGUUCCCGACUUCUUUCCACCCGCUCGACACUUCGGGCAUCUUCCCUGGCCACGAGUUUGUCCCUGGCGCGAAUACUUUUCACCAAAGCAUCUUCUCCCCGCAAUCCCCCAUCGGAAACCACCUCAAGCAAGUCUCGGAUCGAACUCACUUCUCGAGCAAGUCUCUCAUUACCGGCGACUACAACGAUGAUGACGAUACUAGUGAUCUGUUGAAGGAUCCUGUUGCCUAUGCUGAGAACAAUGUUUCUCAGGGCAUCCCUUUUGGCCGACGCGCAACUGCCCCGCAGCUUCCCAUUAACGGCGGCGCUGGACCUGGUAACAGUGUCACCCACAUGAAUUUCAACCACCCUCCUGGGUCUCACCACCCUCGUCCUCCUCCUGCAAACCCGGCCGACCAGAACCCGCCAUGCAACACGCUGUAUGUUGGAAAUUUACCCAGUGACACGUCCGAGGAAGAGCUCAAGGCCAUGUUCUCCAAGCAACGCGGCUACAAGCGUCUAUGCUUUCGCACCAAGUCGAAUGGCCCCAUGUGUUUUGUCGAGUUUGAGGAUGUUUCUUUUGCGACCAAGGCUCUUCACGAGCUCUACGGCCAUCCACUCCAUAACAGCACAAAGGGCGGCAUUCGUCUGAGCUUCUCCAAAAACCCUCUGGGGGUCAGGUCCAGCCAGGUCUCCGCCCAGCCCUCGUCUAUGCAGCAACCCAAUGCCAAUGGCAUUACUAACGGCAUCGCCAAUGGCUUCAGCGCCUCCGGACCCCCUCCGGGCCUACCCAUUCCCGUCCCCCCCGGUCUGGGAAACAGACGGCACAACUUUGGUUCCAACGGCAAUGGCGCAGCCAGCAACCAGCAGCAACAGUUUGGCUACCCUGGCUAUCCCACAAACAGCAACAGCCCAUGGAACACACCGUCCUAUUGUACUUGA
Messenger RNA from Cordyceps militaris CM01, 1335 nucleotides. RefSeq names its product RNA binding protein. The record is from RefSeq and is a predicted model, not a curated record. Gene Ontology annotation, molecular function: mRNA binding. The coding region runs from base 1 to 1335 and encodes 444 amino acids. Lineage: Eukaryota; Fungi; Ascomycota; Sordariomycetes; Hypocreales; Cordycipitaceae. The transcript is spliced from 3 exons.